Messenger RNA from Beauveria bassiana ARSEF 2860, 2109 nucleotides. Its product is annotated as transient receptor potential ion channel. Gene Ontology annotation, biological process: transmembrane transport; fungal-type cell wall biogenesis. Lineage: Eukaryota; Fungi; Ascomycota; Sordariomycetes; Hypocreales; Cordycipitaceae. The coding region runs from base 1 to 2109 and encodes 702 amino acids. The record is from RefSeq and is a predicted model, not a curated record. The transcript has a single exon.
AUGGUGUCUUUCCGCCGCGCGGCCCUCGCGGCCCUUGGUUACGCCGCCACAUUAUUACCCGCCGCUGAUGCAGCCCGCGUUCUCGUAUCCAACUCGCUCAAUACCUGUUCUGCUGCCUCUGGCUUCACUGCCAGUCUAUUCAACGUCAAAUAUGACGCCGACACUGGUUUCGCCGACAUUAGCAUGACCGCCACGUCGACCAUUUCCGGCAAGGUCAUCUUCUACGUCACCGUCUCGGCAUAUGGCUAUCCCAUCAUGGACAACAAAGCCGUCGAUCCCUGCACCAUCGAAGAACUGAAGGGCAUGUGUCCCAUGCAGGUUGGCAAGCCGCCUCAGGAUUUCCGUCUCGAGAUUGGCAAGAACGUCCCUAUUCCCGGUAUCGCCUUUUCCAUUCCCGAUCUCGAUGCUACCGCCAAGGUCCGCGUUGUGCUUGGCGAUGACGAGGUUGCUUGUCUCGAGGCAAACAUCUCCAACCAAAAGACUGUCGAUACCGUGGGUGUCAAAUGGGCCACCGCUGUCAUCGCCUUCCUCGCCCUCAUCUCCUCCGCUGUCCUCAACAGCCUUGGUCACGCCAACGCCGCUUCUCACGUCGCCGCCAACUCCCUCUCCCUCUUUGGCUAUUUCCAGAGCCAAGCCAUGGUUGGUCUCACUGCCGUCAAGCUCCCUCCCAUUGUCCGCGCCUGGACCCAAGACUUUCAGUGGACGAUGGGCAUCAUCCGCCUUGGUUUCAUGCAGGACAUCUUCACUUGGUACCAGCGUGCUACUGGUGGUACACCUUCCACCAUUCUCGAUUCCAUCCGCACAUACUCGGUUCAGGUCCAGAAGCGUGGGCUCCAUCUCGCUAGCCGCGGCCUCGAUCUGCUCCCUGAACGGGUUGGUACCCUUGCUCGCCGCGGUAACAUCAAGACCGGCUCCGGAACUUAUCUUGUAUAUGGUAUCCAGCGUGUCGCCUUUCGCUCCAGGAUUGAAUCCACUAAUCUCUUCAUGACCACCAUUACCUGGUUCUGCGUCCUCGUUGUUUUCACCUCUGUUGCUGUCGCCGCAUACAAAGGCAUUCUCGAGCUCCUGGCCAAGAAGCGUACAGUCAAGGGCGACCGCUUCCUCGAGUUCCGCAAUGGCUGGGUCACCGUCCUCAAGGGCAUCAUCUUCCGCCUUACCCUGCUUGGCUUUCCCCUCGUCAGCGUCUUUUGCCUCUGGGAGUUCACUCAGGCCGACUCUGCCGCCGAGGUCGUUCUCGCCGUCUUCUUCCUUGUCGCCACACUCACCACCCUGGCUUUUGGCACCUGGAAGGUCAUCACCAUUGCUCGUCGUUCCAUCAGCCAUCACAGUAAUCCUGCCUACAUCUUGUUCGCCGAUCCUAACGUCAUCAACAAAUGGGGCUUCCUCUACAUCCAGUUCCGCGCCUCGUGCCACUACUUUAUCGCUCCGCUGCUUGCUUACACCUUUCUCAAGGCUCUCUUUGUCGCCGUCGCCCAGAAGAGCGGCAUCACUCAGGCCAUUGCCUUUAUUCUUCUCGAAGCCGGCGCUCUCAUCGGUGCCAGCGUUAUCCGCCCCUGGAUGGACAAGCCUACCAACACUUUCAACAUUAUGAUUUGUGUCGUCAACUUUAUCAAUGCCAUCUGCCUGCUCAUCUACACCAACGUCUUUGAUGCUCCCGCCCUUGUCGUUGGUAUCUUUGGUGUCAUCCUCUUCGUCCUCAACGCCGCCUUUUCCCUGGUUCUCUUGCUCAUGGUCAUUGUCUCAACUGCCUUUGCCGUCUUCCGCAAGAACCCCGACUCGCGCUACCAGUACAUGGGCGACGACCGUGCCUCGUUCAUGAAAUCCAAUACACAGCUUGACAAGUCGAACCAGCUCGAUGACCUCGCCGCCGUCGCUCGCGGCGACAACAAGUCACGCAUGUUUGAUGAGGAGGAAUUCGAAGCCAAGCCUCACAGCCACGUUCUCGGCUCUCUCAACAACCAGUCCCAGCGCUCCUUUGGCCGCAAUUCGCCGUCGCCAUCGCCCUCUUCGCGCCCAAGCCCAAACUUGGACCCCAAUGGUCCUACGCGCCAGGCACGACAGCAAAACUCGGGUAGUCCUUGGCAACGCGGAGCGGGCUACGAGAACUAA